Molecule: messenger RNA, 694 nt
Organism: Rosa rugosa (rugosa rose)
Lineage: Eukaryota; Viridiplantae; Streptophyta; Magnoliopsida; Rosales; Rosaceae
Product: zinc finger A20 and AN1 domain-containing stress-associated protein 8-like
Exons: 2
Coding region: 71-577 (168 amino acids)
Molecular function (GO): zinc ion binding; DNA binding
Source: RefSeq, a predicted model, not a curated record
GGGAUUGAAUUUCAGCUUCUCUACUCUAAAGAGGUUGGGUCUUCUCUGCGAGCAGGAAUAUUUCAAGAGGAUGGAGCACAGCAAGACAAGAUGCCAAGCACUUCCAGAAGCUCCCAAACUUUGUAUCAAUAACUGUGGAUUCUUUGGAAGUGCAACAAGCAUGAACUUGUGUUCCAAAUGCCACAAGGACUUGGUAUUGAAGCAAGAACAAGUCAAAGUCCCUGCAGUAUCCAUUGAAAGUGAUGUGAAUGCCAAUCCCAAUAACUGGGGAAAUGAGCUUGCUGUGACUUUAGAUGUACAAGCUGGUUCAACAUAUUUGCCUCUUAUCUCAGUUGAGGCAUCCAGUACUCUGCCUCCAAACAAUGAGGAUAAGGUGAAAGCGACUCCAACCCGGUGCAACACUUGCAGGAAACGUGUUGGUCUCACUGGGUUCAAUUGCCGCUGUGGACAUAUCUUCUGUGCAGUUCAUCGCUACUCUGAUAAACACGACUGUCCAUAUGACUAUCGAGCUGUUGUGCAGGAUGCUAUAGCAAAAGCCAACCCUGUUGUCAAGGCUGAAAAGCUGGAUAAAAUAUGAACAAGCAGCCUUGGAAGAAGAAGCAUUCCUCUUUGAUGUAUUAUUAUUGCAUACAUGCUCUCAUUUUCAUCUAUGUGUCCUCUGCAUCUAUUAAGUUAUCGUUGUUAUUUUGUGUUA